Messenger RNA from Actinia tenebrosa (Australian red waratah sea anemone), 2498 nucleotides. RefSeq lists its product as uncharacterized. The record is from RefSeq and is a predicted model, not a curated record. NCBI's taxonomy places the organism in Eukaryota, Metazoa, Cnidaria, Anthozoa, Actiniaria, Actiniidae.
ACACGAAGUCUUUCUCGAUCGAGAAAACAUGAACUAUUUUGCUAUUCAAAGUGGUUCGGAAUUUUCGUUUGUUUCAUCGGUGUUGUAACUAGGAGAAACAAUCACAUGUAGAGGCCCACAUUCAAAUAAAACUCCAUACAAAUGAAGACUUGGUUAUUUUCUCUCCUUCUUUUAGUUCUUCUUUGUACUUGUAUCAAAGGUUUGGAGAUCAAGAAUGGGAAAAGCAAGGCCAAGCAACAUGAGCACAAGAACGAAACUUCUACUGAAAACGCCAAGCAAGCUGAGUUAAAUAAUAAAUCAAAAAUUCUGUCUAUUGGACAAUUUUCUUUAAAACUAUCAACCAAGUCCAAACAUACAAAUGAACACAAAACUCCAAAACAAACGGAAAGAAAGUCAAGUGAAAAGGUUAAAAAAUUGAUGCACGAGCUGAGAAAGUGUAUUAAAAUAAAACAUAAGCAGAAAGGCAAAACGUACGCUAAAAAAGCCAUGAUUUGGCCCAAGAAAAUGUUGCCCACUCUUGAAAAGAUGCUGCUUCAUAAGAUAAAUGGAGGUGGUGUUGGACAUUUUCCUGGAGAUAACAAUGGCGACAAUGGAUUCGAGAACUACGAUAAUCCUUCUGAUAACUCUGAUGAAAACCCCUUUUCUCCUACAACCUCAAGUACGUCAAGUUUUGGUAAAAACGAUUUUUCUGACAAUUGGGAUAGUGUGAACCCUUCGCAUCGUAAAGCAAAACUUCAUGGAAUGGACGUAGUGCCACUUUUAAAGAUGCUCAAAGAAAAAGUUGGUGACACAUCGUCUUUUGACUCCAAUGCAUUCACUGGGAUGCCAUCUAAUCAAGGAGGAGGUAAAUAUCUAACCAAGUUAUUGUUGAGUCAAGCUUUAGGUAAGCCUGAUAAAGGUGACGUCAUGAAAGACAUGAUGCAGGAGUUUUUCCUUGCCAAUGGAAAUGAUAGAAACGGAGAAGAAGCACGUGAAGCUUUUAAUGAACUUGUCGGACACAACAACCUAGUUGCACUCAACAGCCAAAUGGAGGCAGAGAAUUCUGAUGUCAAUGUUGGAGCCGGCACACAGGCACAAACAAUUCCAAGUUUCGAAUCUAGGGCAGGAGUUUUGCAAGCCCAGGAGCUACCGAAUGGACAAAUUGCUCCUUUAAAUCAGCAAACAGUGGGUCAGAGGAUGAUGGCUAGCAGGCCUGCCAUGCAAAUGAUGGUUGGGGCAGCCAAUCCUACGACACGAAUGUUGAAUGACUUGCCAAAUGCACAAAAUGUACCAAAUGUGCCAAAUGUGCCAAAUGUGCCAAGUAUGCCAAACAUGCCAAAUGUACCAGACGUACCGCCAAAUGUACCAAAUGCGGUAAAUGAGGACGUACAGAGACAGUUGUCGGCAAGAAUUGAAGCAGAGCAGAAUGCACAGUCAAGGCCAGUCCCUUUUGCAAAGAGCGACAGUCUUGUAUUUGAAGCACAAGGAGAAAGCGCUGCAAGAGGGAUCAGACCGCCUCCUUUCCAAGCUGCUGAAAGAGCCUAUGAAGCAGAAAGAGUGAUGAAACUUGGGGCCAACUACCAGUCAUCCCCCAUCCGUGAUCCUCAUAGAUCUAUUGUGAGUUCUGUACCACAAAGAGUUGAAAUGGCAAUGCGAGAUGGGGAACAAAGUGUGAUAGGAAUGCAAGGUGAACGAUUUGGCGAUGAAGUGGCCGCAUAUUUCCCUAGUUAUACUAAGCAGGAACUAGCUGCAAGACGAGAUGCACUGCCUUCUAGUCAUAAACAUAAGACUACUAAAUCUCCUAUGCGAUCCAAGGAUUUACCGAUACCAAACAAGACUAAAAGCAAGACAUAAAAAAACUUAAUUUCAGUCAGACAUGGGCCUGAUAAACAUUGAAAAUAGCGUAUAUACCUUUUGUAGUUUUAGCCGUCUCGAACACAUUGUUUUCUACUAACGACUAUAAAAAGAAAACGAAAAUCCAUUCAUGAAAUCUAAAAAUAGUCAGUAAAAUUGGAUCAGGCUUAGCCAUCUCAUGGAUCAAAAAUACUGUUCCCUAAUUACAAAUUAAAUGUACCACUUUAGUCUAAUUAUUUAAUUACAUGAACAAACUCAAUCAUUCUUUGCAAUUGUAAGAAUACCCAUUGCGCAUGCUUGCUAAUCGAUACGCCUUUUUCUCAAGCAGAGAUGGUUUGUAUAUGAUUGUGCAGCUUUCAGGUAUAUCCAUCUUUUCUCAUUUGUCCAAAUGUUUUAAAAUUAUUUUGAAUGGAAGGCUACGUUAACAGGAAAACGCAUAAGAAAUAAUACUGUUUCUUUGGGAAAUUGUAGAUUUCAUUUGUGUUCUUGCAUCCCAGAUCAAUUUUGAAAGGGGUCUAUCGGGGGUGUAGUUUGUACGAAAGCUCAAGGCAUUAUAUACAAAUCUUGUACCUUUUUGAGAAAAGACCUGGAUAAAAGAUUUUCUUAUUUUGAUAAAUGAUUGUAUUGUUACCAAAAUCAGCAUAAGACAUAAAUAGCUGCUACAU